Molecule: messenger RNA, 2026 nt
Organism: Sardina pilchardus (European sardine)
Lineage: Eukaryota; Metazoa; Chordata; Actinopteri; Clupeiformes; Clupeidae
Exons: 4
Coding region: 422-2026 (534 amino acids)
Source: RefSeq, a predicted model, not a curated record
UCUGGGUGUUCCUGUCACAUACGUGAUUCCAUGUGGAACAGCAAGGGUAAGCACGUCGGAUGCCAAGAAGGCUAGAGAGUUGUCCUUGGGUCAAGGAAAUCUGAGGGCUGAACAUGCCAAAGCCUCAGGACUGUCACUCUCCAUUCCUUUACUGGAUCAGCUGACCGGCGCUGAAUUUAGAGGAAGGGUAACCGAGCAAGUGAGUGAGGUUUUGCUCAGCACUCUUGGCAGUGAUUCCUGCCCUGAAUCUUCAGCUGAGGUAUUUGCCAAAGAUGACCACGAGUCAAACACCAUAGCAGAGAGGCAGACAGACAUCGGUGAGCUUCCUGCCUUCUAUCCAUCCGGCACCCACUCACAGUCUGUCGCUGAUGAUCUUGUCGAUGAUCUUGUCGAUGACUUUGUUGAUGAUGUUAUCGACUCCAUGAACGAAGACUUGGGCCAAAACGCUCUCUCAGCAGCGUAUGACGUUGUUGGAUAUGUCGUUGCGGGGAUGAAAGAUCUUGUGGAGGCAACACGAGUCAUGGGAGGCGUCUCUAUGAGAAGGAUCUGCGCAACAUCGCAAACAAUGUUCUGUGCCAUUCAGAGUGCGGUGAGGAAUCUUUUCUCCAAAUCUGCUUACUCUGACAGUAAAGAGGAGACAACAAUGGCCUCUGCUAGACAUGUCAUCAGCCAAGUGAUAUUGUCCAUGCAGUGUGAGCUUUCUGAUCUUAAUAGUGCAGAAGAUUUAGAGCAAAGAGCACUGAUCCAGAAGAUCCUCAGUGCUUUGUUGCGUGAAGUCAGAAUGACUGGCAUGGAAAUAAAUAAGGACAGGUCACAAAGCCCUCAGUUCUUAAAAACAGUUUCAGACUCAGAAACUGUAGACCUCAUCAAACUUCAUGGCACUCCUGUUCCUCCUGAAGUGGUUGUCAACAUGGAAGGCUCUUCAUUGUCCCCUGCAUGUGCCAAUGAAGCCAUCGCCCAAGUGGUGGACACCGUGUUAGAAAGUGAAAGACUUGUUUCCGUCCCCAACAUAGUGGAGAAAUUGAUCUCUGAAUCAAAAGUGAGGGUAUUCUCCCAUGAUAUUGCGGAUCAAGUCCAAAAGAUCCUAAAAAGCUCUCAUGGCCUCCAGACUAUUUCUGUGCCCGUGGGGAAGAGUCUUUCAGACUCCAUUCUCUGCAAGUUGCCGGCCAGAGCUGAGAGACAGAAUGAAGCUCCAUCUGCAUUUAUUUACACUUAUGUAGAGCAGGCUGUGAAGCAACUCGUAUCAUCAUGGUUGUUCCCCUCAACAUCUUCUGAGGACCAAGAGCGGACCUCAACUUCAUCCGGUAUACUUGACAUGUUCACGGAAGUGAUGGUCAAAGAAGUCAUGGUGACUCUUCCCACAGAGUUUGAGGGAAACGUUGCUUCUGGCAACAGUGACGACUUUAAGAAUGACUAUGCCUCCCUUGUCUCCAUGUUGGUCAUUCGAAUUCUGAGGAAAGUUGAUAGCUUACGCCCUUCCAUUGGCACCCAUCAGGAUGGCGUUCCGGAUAAAGUCCUGGAUAUCUCCAGAGAACUGAUCCAGAAGAUUCUAUGUGAGCUUGACACACGUUUUGGUAUCGCAAGUGAUGAAAGUCAUCCGCAGCAAGUGAAUUUUCACCUGAUGUACCGAAAUGUGUACAAGGAUCUUACCAAAGAGUUUGGGUCUGAAGAUGUGCUGUGUUCUGCCCUGGAAUCACAAGAUCCAUCUUUUGAGUCCUCCCUUGUGGAGAAAUUGACAGGAGAGAUCGGAAGGACUUGUAGCCAAACCCACUUAGCAGUUCAAGCUAGAUCAAAGAAUGGAGCACACAGUCUCCUUGACAGUGAGGGCUCUCAUGUUCCAAGCGCAAGUUCCAUUCAGGUGCAGGCCAUGAAGACUGAGCUGAGGGAGAGUCUGGCCGAGGUCACCAAGGCUCCUGAGUGUGCAGCCAGCCGUCUGGAGAUGGCUCAGGAGGAAGAGACCACAGGGUGCUGUUUCCUCAAGAUGCCCAAGUUCAAGUUCUCCUUCAAGGUAGUUCAGUUUUUGUAA